CGCGCUGUAGUGCUCUUGGUGCAUGAAAGCAUCAUGAUACUGCUUUCCUAAAUAUUUUACAGCAGGGUUUUUGCGAUCCAUUGUGUGUGUUUUGUCAUGUCGACAUUAGGUGCGAGUUACUAUGCAAACUCGCACAUUCCUCCGGACCAGGAGGAUGUUAUGGCACCCAGAUACUCAUCCGCACCGGGGCUCGAUCAGGCUAGCCCGGCAAUGCUGACAGAAUAUGGCGGGCAGGAACCAUGUCCUUUACAGGCGAAGUCUUUCAACGGAUCUUGGAGCCCCAUUCCUGCUCAGACUUCGAGCAUCGCACCCAUGCACCCGACCUAUAUACAUUCUCAUUAUCCAACUGGAGAUGUCGAUGGAAUGUUUACGCGCUCGUGGACGUUGGAGCCUCUUUCUGCGCCCGUUUGCUUAACAGGAUUAUCGUCGAGCAUGCACUAUGAUAUAAAAUCUGAGCCUCUGAUUGGGAGUGGUGACUGCACUACGUUGGAAACGCACACACCUCUCGUGUCCGACAUUGACGGAACGUCCCUCGCGGAGAGUGAACCCAUUUGCGAUACAGUUAUCUCUAAACCCAACGAAGAAAGCAAGUCAUCCGAAGAGAAAAAAGACAUAGACGCAAAUAAUCCGGCAUCCAACUGGCUUCAUGCGAAAUCGACAAGGAAAAAGCGGUGCCCAUACACUAAGCAUCAAAUUCUCGAACUGGAGAAGGAAUUUCUGUUUAACAUGUAUCUUCCCCGUGACCGUAGGUAUGAAGUAGCUAGACAUCUUAAUUUGACCGAGAGACAAGUAAAAAUCUGGUUUCAGAAUCGCAGAAUGAAGAUGAAAAAAGGCAAUAAAGACAGGCGGAGAGAUAAUUAGGCCUAACUGUAAACUGUUGCGGAAAUUGGCAGAUUUUUGAUAAAACAUAAAUGCUGUUAGUCUACCCAUGAUGUCUUGCUUGUACAUAUUCUGUUGGUCUUGUGUAGUUGUUGUUGUUGUUGUAGAGAUGUUAUGGCCAUUGUUCUGUGUUUGAUAUUUGUAAAUGAUUAGGCAUCGAACAUCAAUAUUGAAAACUGAAUUCAUGCAUCGAAAUUAUGUUAAGAAUUGUUUAAUGUUCGUUGCAUGAAAUAUUUGAUAAUCGACUGUGACCAUAAAUGACGACUACCUAAAUGUCUUUAUCUAGCCUAUACCUUGUUGCGUAAUAUUAAGUUAUUGUUUUGUAGAUGCUGC
Hypomesus transpacificus is the source of this 1212-nucleotide messenger RNA. RefSeq names its product homeobox A9b (gene hoxa9b). Lineage: Eukaryota; Metazoa; Chordata; Actinopteri; Osmeriformes; Osmeridae. Gene Ontology annotation, molecular function: RNA polymerase II cis-regulatory region sequence-specific DNA binding; DNA-binding transcription factor activity, RNA polymerase II-specific. Bases 97 to 861 code for a protein of 254 amino acids. Gene Ontology annotation, biological process: DNA-templated transcription; proximal/distal pattern formation; embryonic skeletal system morphogenesis. The record is from RefSeq and is a predicted model, not a curated record. The transcript has 2 exons. Gene Ontology annotation, cellular component: nucleus.